This is a messenger RNA of Clarias gariepinus (North African catfish), 6174 nucleotides long. It is a transcript of the gene socs5b, whose product is annotated as suppressor of cytokine signaling 5b. Gene Ontology annotation, cellular component: phosphatidylinositol 3-kinase complex. NCBI's taxonomy places the organism in Eukaryota, Metazoa, Chordata, Actinopteri, Siluriformes, Clariidae. The coding region runs from base 308 to 1987 and encodes 559 amino acids. Gene Ontology annotation, biological process: phosphatidylinositol phosphate biosynthetic process; intracellular signal transduction. The record is from RefSeq and is a predicted model, not a curated record. Gene Ontology annotation, molecular function: 1-phosphatidylinositol-3-kinase regulator activity. The transcript is spliced from 2 exons.
GCGACCAUCAUAUUGGCUGUCAAGAAAGAAGGAAGACACCGCCGAGAGACGGAGGCUCAAAAAAAUCUGGCCCUGGAUCAAACGGGCAUUCCGGAGCGCCACAAUUAUAUACAAUUAAAAAGUUUCUCCUCGUGUAUGUGUAAAAAACGGGCCUCAGGAAUGCCCAGUCGGGAUCUCGCGCGUUAUAACCGCCACGGGAACUCUUCUGUAGCACGGCUGCGAGUCUGACAUCUUUACAUAGCCAUCUUUUUACAGACAAAAGAGGGCUGCGGAGACACCGACCGAGCUGUCCCGAGGUCUUCAGUCUAUGGAAAAAGUGGGAAGGAUGUGGAGCAACCUUAGAAGCAGAUGCCAAACCCUCUUUAACACCAGUGGUUCAGAAGCAAGUGUAUGGAAUAUGGACAUGGAUCACAUCCACUGUGUGGUGGACAUAGAGGCACCUCCUCAUGGAGCACACACAGAUGAAUCCCGGGAUGAUCGGGGCUCAUGUCCUUCACAGGUUACCUUACAAGGAGGGGGACGUAGAGGUCACAACUGUGUGGCAGAUAGUCCUCAAUUUGUUGAGAUCACAAUUGACAAAGAAAGUGAGGAAACACGAAGGGUCCCACUUGUCCGUAGAGAUUCUUAUUCCCGUCAUGCUCCUUGGGGAGGUAAGAAGAAACACUCUUGCUCCACUAAAACACAGAGCUCCCUGGAGGCAGACAGGCGGACAGGACGAUCAAGAGGUGGCUCAAGCAGGCGAGAACGAUGUUAUGGGUCCAGCUCCAUUCAGGAAGCAUGUGAUACUGGAGGAGGGGUCAGUGAGCGGAGUAUAAGCGUUCGCUCUGUACGGCAGCGGCUGAAGGACACUGUAGGCUUAUGCUUGCCCCUGCCAUCGCCUCGCCGACCUCGGCCAGCCAAGAGCCAGGUUACCUCUAAACGCAAGAUCCACAUAACAGAGCUGAUGCUGGAAACUUGCCCAUUCCCACCAGGCUCUGAUCUGGCCAACAAAUGGCAUCUAAUCAAGCAGCACACAGCACCAGUCAGCCCGCAUUCCUCCACUGCAAUGUUGGACGCUUUUGACUCAUCAAAUCCGUCUCCAGAGGAUGAGGAGGAGAGGCUCCGUGAAAGACGUAGAUUAAGUAUAGAGGAAGGUGUUGAUCCUCCUCCGAAUGCACGGAUUCACACACUGGAGGCUACAUCACAGAGAGCUACAGUUUACAAACUGGGACCAAAAAUGGCCCCCUGUACUGGAGAAGGACAUGGGGAGGUCAAAAGUUUGGGGUCUGGAACAGUGGGUUUGUCUGGGCUAAUGGCCCAAGUUGGAGCGAGCGCCUCAAUGCCGCCCCUGCCUUUCGAUUGUGAUUCUGAGGAGGACUCAACCACGCUGUGUUUACAGGCACGGAGGCCCAAGCAGAGACAUGCCUCUGGAGAGGGACAUUCUUCUAGGCAGCCUGGACCCUGGAAGGUUCACACACAGAUUGACUUUAUCCAUUGUUUGGUGCCUGAUCUACUGGCCAUCAUGGCACUUCCCUGCUAUUGGGGAGUAAUGGAUCGCUACCAGGCCGAGGCACUACUGGAUGGCCGACCAGAGGGCACCUUUCUGCUACGUGACUCUGCCCAGGAGGACUAUUUAUUUUCUGUCAGUUUCCGCCGAUACAACCGUUCUUUACAUGCACGCAUCGAACAGUGGAACCACAAUUUUAGCUUUGAUGCACAUGACCCGUGUGUCUUCCACUCCUCAACAGUCACAGGUUUGUUGGAGCACUACAAAGACCCAAGUGCCUGUAUGUUUUUUGAGCCGUUGCUAACAGUACCGCUUCACAGGACCUUUCCUUUCAGCCUGCAGCAUCUAGCACGUGCUGCCAUCUGCAGUCAGACCACCUAUGAUGGCAUUGGUGCCCUGCCACUGCCACCAGCUAUGCAGGAUUUCCUCAAGGAGUAUCAUUAUAAACAGAAAGUACGUGUUCGCUGGCUAGAAAGAGAACUACCCUUUAAGGUGAAAUAAGCCUUGGCUCAGUGGCUGAUAGAGGCAAGAGCAUUGACGGCAAGAGAUUCUGCCAUGUUGGAUCAGAUCAACACCAGGUUUUAGAGAGAUGGCAUAUAUUCAUUUUUUUUUUUAUAGAAAUACUUGGAAUACAUGGUUGGUAAUAAUCAGUAUGUGCUAUUAGACAAGCAUGUUUAUUUGCUGAUCAGGACUGGACUGAACUGGUUUGCUCAGCAUCUUUGACGAUAACAGAUAUGCUUCAGCCUGCCUGUUAAAGUUUCUACAUAUCGCUGCAUUCUCUUUUCAAUUUGACAUUAUGUGGUCCCUAUGAAAUUACAAAAUAACCUAUAUACAGUAAAUGCUAAAAUAUUUUUUAAAGUGUGCUAACUCUAAGUUACAUUCCUUUAAAAUUAAAUUUAGACAUGUAAAACAAGAUGUAUUACAUUAAACAUGGCUAAUUUACCAGCAACUAAUGAAAGUUAUGAGGUGGAAUUAACACUGCGCAGUGUGACUUUCAGCAACCUUUAAAACAGGGCUUGUCUUUUUAAGGCCUAAAUAACUUUUUUUUCCUUGGCCUUUGUCCUCUUUAUGCUUGGGGUCGUCAGACGGAUCAUUCCAUCCACAGAAUCUGGCACAGAUUUUUAAGCUGGAUGCCUUUCCUGUCACAGUCCUCCCAUUUUUUCCAACAGGGAUUAGGACCGGCCCUGCAUGCAGUGGCUGGAUUUUAUGGGCAGUAGGGUUAAGGGUCUUUCAACAGUGGAAACCUGGCAGUGCCAGGACUUAAACCCCCCAACUCUCUGAUCAGCAACCCAGAGCCCCAGCCACCUGAGCCACCCCUGCUUUCCUGAUAAGAAAAAAUUUCUUAUUAUUCACCAGCUACACAGAUUAGUGCUGUAUUGUAAUCACCAUAUAAAAUUGCCAGUUGAUGUGUUUUUUGUGAGUGAAGGACAAACAGGCACUUUUAAGUAAGAAGUGUUUAAAUUGAACGUAUGCAGUAUCAGAGUGUUAAUUAUUCAACCCUGAAUGGGUUCAUAGGUGUCAAACUGUAAACUGGUGGUCUGUUUUUAACACUGAUCUGCGUUGUCUAGUUAGUCCUUUUUGAAUUGUUAAAUAUGCCUGUGGUUUUAUGGGGAAGAAAUAGGUUAUAUUUGAAGGUGUGUACCUUCAGGUCUUCACUAUAGACACAGUAUAUAAAGAUGCCAUUUGUACACUUAUUAGUAUUGAUGGCCUUUUUUAUCAUUUGUGGUUAGUUCCACUAAAAAUGCACUUUUACUCAUUAUGGAGCAUAUUACUCCGAUAUGCUUCCUAUCAUUUUUGUCUGCACUAAAGAGUGAUAUUCAUAUAACACUGUAACAAAUUAUGGCUUAGCCAGCUCUUUUAAUCUUAUAGCCUAAGGGCGCUUUCACAACUAAUAGUCUGUUUGCUGAGACCAAAUUUGAGUGAUUAUUAUACUUGGUUUGGUUUCAUAAUGCACAUUAAACAAAUUACCAAAAAAGCAAAACACUUUUGGGUGAAGAGUGUGUACAUCUGAAAAGUGACCUGUAUUUCUGACCAAUAAAUGAAAGAGUUUUACAAAAGAGCCCAUACAAAUCAUGAAGCUUACUUGAGCAUGGUGAACACAAUGCCAGAGUCAAAUAAACUAGGUAUAUAAAUAUAAUUUUGUCUAACACAUGCAGCAAUAUUAAUUUAGAUUAGUAAAACAAAUGUUACCUGCAAUCUAUAAUACACAUUUUAUCUAGUAUAUCGUAUCCCUGCAGUGUUCCUCACUGCAAUCAAACCGUACUAGAAUUCAUUGCAAACAGGCUGAGAUGGUCUUGGACAGAUCGCUGUUGUCCAAAAUUGAGUGUUUUUGCUGUGGUCUUACUUCUUUCCCUAAAUGACCCUCACAGAGGUGGGGGGAAAUGCACCAGUGCCCAAUAGAAACAGACUAAAUGCUGCAUUAUGUGAAAGCAUCCUUGAAUUAAAUCAUUGGAAAAGUUAAUGAAUAUUUUUGAUAUAGGAAAAGGCCAACCUAAAGUCAAAGCUUCAGAUUAAUGUCAUAAGAGUAUACAGUAUUAAUAUGUAUAGCUGCUCAGGACAACUCAGAGUUUUCUGUGUAAUAACUAUGCUUCAGUAGAAGUGAUCAUUUUAGUGUUUGUGUUUUUGAAGAUCAUCGACCAAAGGUGCGUUUGUGAGCUUUACCUGUAUUUGAGAGGUUUCCAUCAUGUGUCUCUAACUGUUUAACCAUUGCAACAUUUCAAAACUGGGCAAAUGUGUUGUGAGCAAUAUACGCUUUUUGCAAUUUGAAAGUGUCUCCAGGAACCUGAUUGAUGGGUUAAAAAAAGAAAACAUCCUCCAUAUUUACCCUAUUUUCACACUCAAUUAUGGAGUGCAGUGACUUCACACACACAAAAAAAAAUCUGUUACACUUGUGUUCUGUGUGCUGAUUUGUAGGACCGUAAUCUGAAUAAGAUGUUGAUGUAUUGCAAGUCCCUAAAUUCUUAAUGACAACCUGUGCCUUAUUCCUCCCAACUCCUGCUUUCACACUCAGGUUUUGUACUUUUGAAUGAUGUGGCCUGCUCACACAUACACAUGGGUCUUUCUGUUCUACCACUCAGCAAAUGAGCUUCUCCUGGCAGAGUUACACCCUGCCCUGCCCUACAGGCACUAAUCACAGGCUAAAUUUACUAACCUAGCCUCUAAAUUUACCACCUGCUAAAAGGACCAGUCUGUGUUUCUUGAUGGGCUCUAUGAAAAUAUAGCGCACAGGGACUUUUUUUUCCCUUCCUCCCCAGUCCGACCACAUCCUCAGCAUCACCCUCGUUUCGGAUAUGUCGAGCUGAAAGCAGAAAUUCUGUUGUUUGUGUAGUCUGCCCGGCUUCCACGCGAUGCUAAAGUUAGCAUUAGCAAGUGGCUAACACAGGACUCUAUUGAAACAUUUUGAGCAGCCUGUUGUCUUGCUCUCAGGAGCAGGGUGGAGUUAAAAACCUCAAUUAGCCAUUAUUUGGUUAAGGGUUGAGACGGUAUGUUUAAUGGCCAAUGGCCUUUGUAUAUUUAAUACACUCCUUGUCUUCAGGCAUUGUUGGGUGAUUUUGAAAUAGUCUAAGAUGGUGAUAAGGAGGAAUAAAGGUUUUUUUUUUGGUAGUAGUUUAAACUGUGCCUCAUAAUUAUGAUCUAAAACUGUGAGGUCUUCUGUGUUAAAUGUCUCAUAUAAUCUGAAGCUUCUCUGUACUGGGGAAACUUGUCUUUCACUUUGUUCCCUAUGGGAAAGUUGCAUGUGUGAGACGUAGCAGUGCCACAUGUUGCCCAUAUGAACUGUAAAGCAGGCGCAGUGCCAUAAUUACAGAAAAGUAAGGGACGUCGGCUCUCUGCUUUGUUCACAAACAUGUCUAUAUAGUGUUCCUUUAUCCCCUAUAAAGUGUGGUCUCAAGUGUUUUUGUUGAUAGAAGAUUUAUUAAGAAGGAUGACUCUUGGGAUUGACUUUAGGAAAGCCCUUGGUCCUGAGUAUGAGAGGAGCAUGGUCUCUAGAAAGUAAAGUCUCAGCUAAACUUUAGCUUUGGUUAUAGAUACAUUUUAGAAUUGUUUUAUAUAUACAGUAUAUAUAAAUAAGACUUUGGAUUUGUGUUUUUAGAAUUAGUGUCAACAGAGUUGUGUAAUACUUUCAUGCAAACAUAUUAACAAGAUAAUUAUGUUUACAUAACUCUUCUCCCUAAUAUGCAAUGAGUGUGAUGUAACCAUGGUUCACUAUAGUGUCACUUUAAUGCUCUACAUGCACAUUUGCUGCUGUAUGAAUGCACGCGACGUGCUGACAGGGCUUGACAAUGAUGGGCACUAAUGGUUGUCAUUGUGCAUCCCAGAGCGCUUUAUAUGUUUUGACCAAUCACAAAGUCUGUAUCAAAAGGCACAGGCUGGAGGAGCUCUUAUCAGACAAAUAUAGACUGACUCUAAUUAUAUUCCGCCUUUUUGUUGUUUUUUCUUUCAGCUUUCAGCUUUCUAAAACCCGAGUGUUUCAGUGAUGAAGUGUCUGUGUUUACACCCUGACCUUUUAUUCUUUUAACUUUCCUGCUUUUGUCUUUUGCAUAAUUUCAGGUUUUAUUUUUAAAAGCCAAUGAAUACAAUGCUUGUAUUUGUCAUUAUUGGUGCUUUGCGAAUGCUUCAUUGUCUUAAUACUACCAAUAAAAUCAUCAAGUGUAUUCCAUGCAGUAAAAUGAGACCCCUUUAUUGAAGAA